This is a messenger RNA of Rhizoctonia solani, 3579 nucleotides long. RefSeq names its product Retrotransposable element Tf2 protein. The transcript is spliced from 2 exons. Lineage: Eukaryota; Fungi; Basidiomycota; Agaricomycetes; Cantharellales; Ceratobasidiaceae. Gene Ontology annotation, molecular function: zinc ion binding; nucleic acid binding. Gene Ontology annotation, biological process: DNA integration. The record is from RefSeq and is a predicted model, not a curated record. The coding region runs from base 1 to 3579 and encodes 1192 amino acids.
AUGGCCACCUCCACAUCCACCACCACUCACAGGGUCCACCUUUCUGAGGAUCCAAAUUAUGUCACCCUGGAGGAACAGGAUUGCUGCUGCGCUGCUGGUCUCUGUGUCAUGUGCGGGCAAAAGGGCCAUGGUAUCAAGCAGUGCCCCAAUGGCUGGAAAGCCACCAUAAAAGAAGGGGCUAAGCCCUUGGUGAAACCCAUAAAAAUGAAUGUACCAGCUUUGGAUUUUGAAUUUGUUUCUUUAGCUCUUGAUUCAAAUAAAAAACCCCUACUACAUCUUGAUCUGGUCAUACAUGACAACCCAACGGAAAAACUGAAAACAUUAAUUGACUCUGGCACCACCUCCAACUUUAUAUCACCAGCCAUAGUCAAAAAAUACAAAAUUCCAAAAACCCAACUCAAAAAUCCACAAGUUGUGAGAAUGUUAGAUGGUACCAUUUCCCAGACUGGUUGCAUAUGGCACCAGGUUCAACUUGCGGUUUUGGCCAAUGGCCACCCACAUACUAUCCCCUUUCUAGUCUGUCCAAUUGGCAGCACCCCAGCUAUACUUGGCAUGACUUGGCUCACAGCAGAAGCCCCCCUCAUUGACUGGCAACAGGGACUAAUCACAUUCCCUGAACAAGCUCAAAUUGCCUCUGAGGAAGAAGCUGACCCAAACCCCUUGGCAGACCUACCCACUCAGUAUCACAAGUUUGCCAAGGUCUUUGGGGAAGAAGAAUUCAAGGUCCUGCCCCCUCAUAGGGAAUACAAUAUUGCAAUAGACCUUGUCCCAGAUGCCAAGCUCUCCCCUGGUCCCAUCUAUGGCAUGACUGACACGGAAUCAAAGGCAUUAAAACAGCACAUUGAUAAGGAAUUGGCAACAGGCAAAAUUUGCCCUAGUACCUCCUCUGCUGGCGCACCAGUUAUGUUUGUUAAAAAGGCUGAUGGCUCCCUCAGGCUGGUAGUAGAUUAUUGUAAGCUCAAUGAUGUCACGCAUAAAAAUGUAUAUCCUCUCCCACACCAAGACAAUCUUAUGGCCAAAUUAUGGCAUGCAAAGGUAUUCACCAAGUUGGACUUACAAUGGGGCUACAACAAUGUCCAAAUCAAGGAAGGAGAUGAGUGGAAGACAGCUUUUAGGACCAAAUAUGGGCUAUCUGAAUACCUGGUCAUGCCUUUUGGUCUUACCAACGCACCAGCUGCCUUCCAGCACUUUAUGAACAACCUAUUCAGAGACCUGAUAGAUGUAACAGUGGUCAUCCACCUUGACAAUAUACUGAUCUUCUCCAAGAAACCAGAAGAACAUCCCAGACAUGUAAGGGAAGUCCUGUCCAGACUCAUGAAGAACCAGUUAUUUUGCAAAUUGUUGAAGUGUCACUUCCAUGUCACAAUGGUUGAUUAUUUAGGCAUUGUCAUCUCCCCUGCUGGGUUUUCCAUGGACCAGAAAAAGGUUGAAGCUGUUGCCUCAUGGCCACAACCCAAAACAGUCAAGCAAGUCCAGGCAUUCCUAGGAUUUGUCAACUACCUCAGACAGUUCAUUCCCAACUUCAGCUUGGUUGCACGUCCCCUCCACAACCUCACAAAAAAGGAUUCCCCAUGGUCAAUGGGGCAAUCAGGAGGACCAAGCUUUCCAGGAACUGAAGUCUCUGGUCACCAAGGCACCAGUACUUGUCCACUCCAACCCAGAACUACCUAUUUCCUUGAGACAGAUGCAUCAGGGGUAGCCAUGGGGGCUGUUCUCAGUCAAAGGGGCCCAGACAACCAAUUACAUCCCAUUGCCUAUAUGUCAAAAUCUUUCUCAGGUGCCAAAGCCAACUACAACACCCAUGACAAGGAACUUUUGGCAGUUAUCAAAGCCCUGGAAGAAUGGAGAAUCUUCUUAGAAGCAAUGGACCGUCCAGUGCAGGUGUUCACAGAUCAUAGGAACCUAGAAUACUGGAUGCAGGCACAAACAUUCAACAGGAGGCAUGCACAAUGGCAGAUAUUCCUAAGUGACUUCAAUUUUGACAUCCACUAUUGCCCAGGAAAACAGUCAGGGAAGCUGGACACACUAUCCAGGAGAUCAGACUACAUUGAUGCAACCCCAGAACUGGAGGUCAUGCUUCCAUCAGAAGUAUUUGCCAAUACGUCAGAAGAGGAACUUGAAAUUGUCACAGAAAUUUGUAGCAAGCUGAGGGAAGACCCCUCCCUUGACCAAAUCAUUCAGUUCCUAACAGAAGACGUGGACAAUGCCCCACCGUCAAUCCAAAAGGCCUAUAGAGAGUACAACUGGGAAGAAGACCUUCUAUGGUAUUGCAGAAAACUGGUAGUCCCUGAUUCAGAGCCUCUCAAGGAGCGGUUAUUGAGGGAAUUCCAUGACUCCCCACUGGCAGGCCAUCCAGGUCAACAACAAACCUUGGAACUCCUAAGUUGCAACUACUGGUGGCCAGGCAUGAAAUCUUCUGCCAAAGAAUGGGUUGAAUGCUGCCCAACUUGUCAGGCCAACCAGCGCCCUCAUGCCCCAGUAAUUGCCCUAAAACCCCUGGAAGUCCCCCCAUUCCCAUUUCACACCAUUUCAUAUGACUUCAUCACAGGGUUCCCCAAAUCACAAGGCUUUGAUGCAAUACUGGUUGUCAUAGAUUCCUUUUCAAAGUUUGGCCACUUCAUCCCCACAUCCAAGAAAGUGUCCGCUAAAGGCCUGGCAGAUCUGUUUGUCUCCCACAUAUGGAAGCUGCAUGGGCUACUAAUUAAGACCAUCUCAGACAGGGGGACCAUGUUUACUGGAACAUUCUUAAGGGCACUUUACCAGCAACUUGGGAUCAAACCAUUGUUCUCUUCUGCAUACCACCCCAAAUCUGAUGGACAGACAGAAAGGGUUAACCAGUUCAUUGAGUUCUACCUACAUUCUCAUGUUGCUGCGGAUCACUUGGACUGGGCCAAAUGGUUGCUGCUAGCAGAAUAUGCUUAUAAUAAUGCCAAACACGCAGCAAUGGGAAGAACACCUUUUGAAUUGGUAUACAGACAAAACCCAGUAAUGAACCCCUCAAAUGUCCCAGCUGAUGUACCAGAAGCCAACACUGUUGUUGACACCCUGGUGCAAGAAUGGAAGGAGGCCAAGUCAGCCCUGAGACUAUCAAAAGAACGGAUGGCAAGGACUAAAGGAGUGACCCCAGAAUACUCCAUUGGGGAGAAAGUCUGGUUGGACAGAAAGAACGUGGAACUCAGGACCAACUCCAACAAGUUGGAUCCAAAACGGUUGGGACCCUUCAAAGUUAUGGAAAAGGUCUCCAGUCACACCUACUGCCUAAAGCUACCAGAAACCCUAAAAAUCCACAACAUAUUCUAUGUAGGGCUACUAUCAAAAACCCAUGAGUCACCAAGCCAACCCUUCCCAGAACAACCUCCUCCAGAAACAAUUGAAGGAGAAAAAGAAUUUGAAGUUGAACAGAUCAUUGACUUGAAAAGGCAAAAAGGGAAAUGGUGGUACCUGAUAAAAUGGAAAGGAUACAGCCCAGAGGAUAAUUCUUGGGAACCAGAAGAACUACUGGAACACAGCCAGGACAAGAUCAAGCGCUUCAACCAGGCUAGACUCAGAAAGGCUUGUGACGCUGCCAAGAGCCUUUAA